UGGGAAGUGGGAUGCAGGGACAGGGACAGGGGAAUGGAGAUGUGGGGACAAGGAUGUGGCAGAAGGAACCUUGGGCCUGGGGUAGCUGUGGGGACAGGGACACAGGGAUGCAGGGACAGGGACAAGGGGACAAGCACCAUGUUGAUGAGCCAUGGGGGCAGGUGCCAACAGAAUGGGAUCAUGAGCACAGGGCCAUGGGGAUGUGGCCGUGGGGCUGGUGGGGGUGACCUAUGCCAUCAUGGGGUCCCCAUGCCUGAGCAGGGGUUGGCUGCUGUGUCCCUGUCCUCGAGACCUCUGUGCCACACCAGUGCCACCACAGAGAAAGAUUAGGGACAUCCCCACACCCUGUGUGCCCGUGCUACAGUCCCCACGGUGCCAACCCCACCCAGCCCUGUCCCUUCUCCCUUCCAGCACAGACCCUCGGCCUCGCUGGUGAGUCCUCAGGGGAUGCCAUGGCCCCACCCCGCUGUCCCCAGCCCCGCGCUGGCCCUGCCAGGCUGGUGUCCCCUGUCACCCACAGGUGCCCAGACCACCCAGCUCCUCCUGGAGCCCCCCUGGAGGCCGGCGGUGACGUGGGACCCAGUGACACUGACCUGCUGGGGCUCGGGGAUGGUCAGUGCCACCACCUGGUACAAGGACGGGCAGCGUUGGGGGCAGCAGGGACACAACCACUUCACUGUCACCGAGAGUGGCACCUAUGAAUGUGACCGACCCAGCACAGGGCGCAGCCCACCCGUGAGAGUCGUAAAUGAUGAGCUGGUGCUGCAGGUGCCAGCACGGGCGCUGCUGGAGGGGGACACGCUGACACUGCGCUGCCGGGGCCAGUGGAACCGCACGGUCACCGAGGUGCGAUUUUCCCAGGACGAGAAGGAUCUGGGGGGGUCCCUCAAUGGGACCGUGCUGUCCCUGUCCCCUCUGCAGCUGACACACAGUGGCCGCUACAGCUGCAGGGGCUUGGUGGGGUCCUUUAUGUCACGGUCAGCAGCAGUGACAGUGACAGUGCACGUGCCCGUGGCCAAUGCCACCAUCACCCCCGGUCCCCUGGCACACCAGGUGCGCCCAGGUGACAACAUGACCCUGUACUGCUCAGUGCAGGUGGGCUCAGCCCCUGUCACCUUCACCUGGCUGCACAAUGGGCAGGAGGUGGCCCGGGGUCCCCUCCUGGAGCUCAGGGACAUCGAUGUGGGACAUUUGGGCACCUACCAGUGCGUGGCCACCAACCAGCUGGGACAGGACGGGCACCGCGUGUUCCGGGCACUCAGCCCUGAGCUGGCUCUGGAGGUGAUACCUGGCUCACCCUGGGUCACAGGUGGGGUCACACGGGGUCACAAGGGAAUGAAGGACCCCCAGAAUAAUGGGUGACCCCAUUGUGUCCCCCUCUGUUUCUUGCAGUGGCCGCAGGGGUCGGUGGGGCCCUUUUGUUCCUGCUCCUGCUCGUGGGUGUCAUUGUGGCCUGGCACUGGUGGCACCGUGUGGCUGCCAGGAAGAAUCAGGAAAGGGUCCCCCCGGAUCCCCCGGCCCCCCCAGAGGAGGGGCAGGUGCUGUACACCCACGUCGUGGUCACCAAGAGGGCAGGGGUGUCCACCCGUGCCACCACCCUCCAGGAUCCUCAGGUGACCUACGCGAACCUGCAAGGACACCAGGGGCGACAGCGGGAACCCAGUGACAUCUAUGGGAAUGUGCUGUGACACUGGCAGGAACUGGGGGGCACUGGGGGUCCCCACCCACGGGCACCAACACGUGUCUGUGCUGCAACCAAAAACUGCCCCUCUCCCUCCCUGUGGGGGCACAAAGAUCCCAAAGGACUGAAAGAAGAACAAUUUCCUGAAACAGCAACGAGAGAGAAUAAAACCAACAGCAACAGCAACAA
Molecule: messenger RNA, 1870 nt
Organism: Haemorhous mexicanus (house finch)
Lineage: Eukaryota; Metazoa; Chordata; Aves; Passeriformes; Fringillidae
Product: low affinity immunoglobulin gamma Fc region receptor III-like
Exons: 6
Coding region: 448-1362 (304 amino acids)
Biological process (GO): cell surface receptor signaling pathway
Molecular function (GO): transmembrane signaling receptor activity
Source: RefSeq, a predicted model, not a curated record